AUGCAAAAUACUAAACUAUUUGUUAUGAUUUCUUGGUUAAUUCUUGUAUUUUUUGUUUGUCUUAUUCGAUGUCCAUGUGGUAGACAAUCAUCGACAGCGUUUGAAAAACGCAAAGAAAUACACUGUUCCACUACUGAUGAAAAAUGGAUGGAGGCAUAUAAUUCACUCGAUUCAUUCUUAAAUGAUAUAAACACUGAUAUUUAUAAAAUGUUUGUACAACUUUUAAAAUUAUAUUAUGAACAGAAUCACGGAAUCAGUGAUGGAAGUUAUGACCAAUUGUCUAUCGAUCAGAAAAAAGAAACAAAACAAUAUAUUGAAGAUGAAAAACAUCAUAUUCAAAUAUUGAAUUAUCAUAGAAAUAAGAAUGAGUGUGACGUAGCAAUGCCUCUAGAAGAUGAAUUGACUCAAUUACUUGAUUCUGUGGACGGCCAAAUUUUAAUUGACGAAGAUAUCAUUCAAAAACGUGACCGAGGGAAAAAGUCUAUUAUGACCGAAUUAAUAGAACGUUUAAAUGAACAAAAACUUCGAGCUGAAGGAGCAAGUAGCGACGUUUUUGUCCCACCUCGAAUGGCUCGACGGCUUAAAGCUGAAACAGCAGCUGCCACCAAUGUAAGACAAGAAAUGUCAGAAUUACAACGAAAAUUAGCGGCACGGCGUGAACAAAAGGAUGCAGCUUAUACAAUAGAUACAUGUGGUGCCUCUACUAUGAGUGAAAAACUUACAUCAUUGAAAACGCGUCCAGAACCAUUUAGUUUUGGUGGUUCGAGUACCAGCGGAGGACAAGGUAUUACUUCACCUGGAGCAUUCAGGCCGACAACACCAGGUCAUAUAAGAUUGGAGCGUCUCAUACAAUCAUCAUCAUCUAGCACUUCAUCAAUGUCAUCAAAAUCAGCAAGCUUUCGUGGGGGCCUUCUUCGCCCAUCUGUACCUCGUACAGCAAUCGUAGAACAGAGAAAAAUUAUUGGUACUAGUGGUGAUAAUGACUUAAUGUCAAAACUUGCAGCUAGAAGAAAAUGGGAAGACGAAAAAGAUGACGCAGGAAACUAG
This is a messenger RNA of Didymodactylos carnosus, 1047 nucleotides long. NCBI's taxonomy places the organism in Eukaryota, Metazoa, Rotifera, Eurotatoria, Philodinida, Philodinidae. The record is from the annotation of a GenBank genome assembly.